Messenger RNA from Eimeria mitis, 1878 nucleotides. RefSeq names its product ulp1 protease family, C-terminal catalytic domain-containing protein, putative. Gene Ontology annotation, cellular component: nucleus. Gene Ontology annotation, biological process: protein desumoylation. NCBI's taxonomy places the organism in Eukaryota, Apicomplexa, Conoidasida, Eucoccidiorida, Eimeriidae. Gene Ontology annotation, molecular function: deSUMOylase activity. The coding region runs from base 1 to 1878 and encodes 625 amino acids. The transcript is spliced from 13 exons. The record is from RefSeq and is a predicted model, not a curated record.
AUGCUCGAUCUUCUCUCGAGGCGCGCAUCCGAGUCUAAGCGCCAGCAGCAGCAGCAGCAGCUGCAGCAGCAGCAGCAGCUGCUGCGGCAGCAACAUGGGUCUUUUUCGGGGUCUACAGCACCACAGUUUGGUUUGCCUCCGACCGGUAUCCUUCCUCAUGGCGGCCUUCAGCCUCCUUGCAUCUUUUCUGCUGCACCUGCUGCUGCUUCUUCUGUCAUCUCUCGUCCUCUCUCCUCCUCUUCUCCUCCUUGUCUGCUGAACGUACACCCCAUGAGGGCAUUGGGAGCAGCUCCUCUGCCCUCUACCUUCUCACUUGAGGCCGCCCUGGAGACAGACGGAGAAGCAGCAGAAACGGCAGCAGCAGCAGCAAAACCAGCACAAGAACAAUCAGGAAUAGAAGCCACGCUGCUGCGGCUGCGCUCUACGUCAUCUCAGCUUGCAGUGCAUGCAGGCGGUCCCCAUGCAGCAGCAACUGCAGCAGAUGCUGCAGCUGCCGAUGCACCCCCACCUCCAGCAGCAGCAGAUGCAGCAGCAGCAGCAGCACCAACAGCAGCAGCAGGAAGUGGAGAUGGAUGGUUGCAGUGGGCAGGGUGUCCACCUGUGGGGCCGAGACGGGGGCUUUCAGCGCCUCCUUGGGGGAGCGUGGGGUGUACAGACAGCUUAUGGCUGAAGACGUCGCAGCAGCAGCAGCAGCAGCAGCAAAAGGGAAGUCUCGAGACUUACAGGAGUCUCCUACUGAAAGAAGGGUCUUCAAAGGGCCUGGAAUAUCUGCCGCCGCCUGCCCCUCCUCUUUCUGCAUCAACAGCAGCAGCAGCAGCGACAGCAACAACAGCAACAGCAGCAACAGCAGCAAGAGCAUCAACAGCAGCAGCACCUCUUCACCAAUGUGCGCGGCUUGGGGGACGUACCCAGCAGUCUGCGUCUGUGCUGCUGCUGCAGCAGCAGAAAGAAGCAAUGGAGCUGAUGCUUGACGCCCAUAAACAGCAUGAGAGUGCGGUGUUGUCGUUGUUGAGGAGUUUGGAGAUAUCGCGCGAAGAGAAAGACAAAAGAAGAGAAGCGCUUGAAAAACGCCUCGUAGUACCGAGGCCGCCUCCGCCUCCUUUAGUGCCGAUGAGGUUUGGGAGGAGUCCUUUCACACGCUGCGUCUCAGCUGAGGAGGUGAAGAAAGCGAAGCGUUUGUUUAAGUUGAUGGACAGAGAUCGGCUCCUUAUAGAAAAGUUUAAUAUACCUAUCACAGUCGAAGCCCUUAGUUGUCUGGAGGGCUCCAACUGGCUUAACGACGAAGUCAUCAACUUCUAUCUCAAUAUGCUGCAGGAGCGCAACACGAAACAAAUAGAAAAUGGAGAGGACGUCUGUCGUUGCUUUUUCUUUUCUACUUUCUUCUACGCAAAGCUCGCGGGCUCGAGAGCGAACGAAGAAAAUUCGUACAACUUCGAUGGCGUGCGGAGAUGGACCCGACGCCAAAAAGUCGAUUUGUUUGAAAAGGAUCUAAUUUUUAUUCCCCUACAUCUCGGAGAGCUCCAUUGGACGCUGGGUGUAAUUGACAUGAGGGAAGGAAAAGAAAGCAUUCGGUUUUUCGAUUCGUUAGGAGGCAAACACAAACCCCUCGCUUGGCGCCUAAGGAAAUACCUCCAAGAUGAGCAUAAAGACAAAAAGGGCACUGCAUUGGAUGCAGAGAGGGAGUGGUACGCGAAGCCAAACGGAGAGCCAGAAGAAGGGGCACCACAGCAACAGAACGGGUAUGACUGCGGGGUAUUUUUGUGUCAAAUGGCGGAGUGCAUUUCUGAUGGCCGCGCCUUCGAUUUCGAUCAGUCAGAUAUCGCUAACGUCCGUCUCAAGAUGGCUCUAGAUAUUACGCGCGGUUUCAUAGACUUCUAA